GUGACGCUCAGAUCAGCGACGCACCGAGACGCACAGAAGCUGAAGUCGGAUCCAGUAUGGCGCUAUCAAAUGUCUUCGAAACUCCUGCAGCUGGGUUUAAUUUCGACAACGCGUCGAGAAAUGCUGCAUUAGAGGGUUUUUUUGAAGGAGGACAAACACCUAAACCUCUGAAAACUGGCACCACCAUAGCAGGAGUGGUGUUCAAGGAUGGGGUGGUGCUGGGAGCAGACACUAGAGCCACAUCCAGUGAAGUGGUGGCCGACAAGAUGUGUGCAAAGAUCCAUUACAUUUCUCCAAAUAUAUAUUGUUGUGGAGCAGGUACAGCAGCAGAUACAGAGAAGACCACAGACCUCCUCUCCUCCAAUCUCACCAUCUUCUCUCUGAACAGCGGGAGAAACCCUCGUGUCGUCAUGGCUGUCAACAUACUACAGGACAUGUUGUACAGGUAUCACGGCCAAAUUGGAGCAAGUCUUAUACUGGGAGGAGUAGAUUGCACUGGGAACCACCUGUACACAGUGGGGCCAUAUGGAAGUGUAAACAAGGUGCCUUACCUUUCUAUGGGAUCUGGUGACCUGGCUGCUCUCGCCAUUCUGGAGGAUGGGUUCAAACAUGACCUGGAGCUGGAGGAGGCGAAGGAGCUGGUGCGUGCUGCCAUCCACGCUGGCAUCAUGAGCGACCUUGGCUCAGGCAACAACAUUGACAUCUGUGUCAUCACCAGACAAGGAGUGGACUACAUCAGACCCUAUAAGGAGUCAGAGUACAAAGACAAGAGGAAAAUAAAAUACAGGUACCGUCCAGGGACCACACCAGUUCUGACAGAGAAAGUAGUCCCCUUAAAGCUGGAGGUUGUAAAGGAGACCGUGCAGCGGAUGGAUACAGCCUGAGUCUAGAAAAAAAAACACCAUUAAUCACCAAGCAACAUUGAGCAGUGAAAAAAAGUUUUCAGUUCUAUCACACUAUUAUUCACCUGGUUUUAAAUAAAGUAGUUCUAAGACAUUUGAUCACUGCCACCAUUGUUUCUGCUCUGUUUCACUCUGUAAUAAGGUGUUGCUGCAGCGAGAUGUUACUCCGCCAUAAUGAGACGUUUAUAACCUGUU
Scomber japonicus (chub mackerel) is the source of this 1097-nucleotide messenger RNA. RefSeq names its product proteasome 20S subunit beta 13a (gene psmb13a). Bases 57 to 884 code for a protein of 275 amino acids. Gene Ontology annotation, cellular component: proteasome core complex. The transcript is spliced from 8 exons. The record is from RefSeq and is a predicted model, not a curated record. NCBI's taxonomy places the organism in Eukaryota, Metazoa, Chordata, Actinopteri, Scombriformes, Scombridae. Gene Ontology annotation, molecular function: threonine-type endopeptidase activity.